Messenger RNA from Nannizzia gypsea CBS 118893, 1323 nucleotides. Its product is annotated as postreplication repair E3 ubiquitin-protein ligase rad18. The record is from RefSeq and is a predicted model, not a curated record. Bases 1 to 1323 code for a protein of 440 amino acids. Gene Ontology annotation, cellular component: Rad6-Rad18 complex; nucleus. Lineage: Eukaryota; Fungi; Ascomycota; Eurotiomycetes; Onygenales; Arthrodermataceae. Gene Ontology annotation, molecular function: ubiquitin protein ligase activity; single-stranded DNA binding. Gene Ontology annotation, biological process: protein monoubiquitination; DNA damage tolerance. The transcript is spliced from 3 exons.
AUGGACCGCAACUUCGAUAUACCUGAUUCCACUGACUGGACAGCCACGCCACUCCCAGAAGUCGCUCGCUUCGAAUCCGCCUUACGAUGUCAGAUAUGCAAGGACUUCUUCGACAACCCAGUCAUCACCUCUUGUUGUCAUACGUUUUGCUCUCUGUGUAUACGGCGGUGUCUGAGUUCUGAGGGAAAAUGCCCUGUCUGCCGCAGCAGCGAUCAGGAGCUUAAACUACGCCGAAACUGGGCCGUUAGAGAGCUGGUUGAGUCCUUCAAGGCAGCAAGGCCAUCGAUGCUAGCAUUUGUGAGGAAUAAUGCGGUGCAUACAACUCUAGUGUCCAGGCCUGGGCAAGAGGAUGUAGUGGAAAGCCCGGCUACGAAGAGGAGGAAAAUUAACCAUUCGGGCGGAGAUACUGCGAUGGCUCUGGACACUGAUAGGCGAACAAGAUCACAAGCUAGGAGGUUAGAACACAGCAUAAGGCUGGACCAUGAGCCUGUGAUUAUACCUGAUAGUGCAGAUGAAGAAGAAGAAGCUGAGAAGGAAGAAGAAGAAUAUCAACCAGAUGACGGGCUCGUGGCUUGCCCCGUCUGCAUGAGAAGGAUGAAGAAUGAAACAGUCUUUUCUCAUUUGGAUAACUGCACUGGCACGCCAGAGAAAGGAAAUAUCGCUAAGUCAAAUGGAACUAUUAGCUUUCAAGGAUCAAGAAACUCGUUAAGCACUUCAAAGACGUUAACUCGUCUUCCGGCAAUAAAUUACGCCAUUUUCAAAGAUACUUCUCUACGGAAAAAGCUCAAGGAGCUUGGAAUUCCAGAUUGGGGACCUAAACUUAUCCUACAGAAACGGCACACUGAGUGGAUGAAUUUAUGGAAUGCGAAUUGUGAUUCUUUGAAUCCUAAAUCAAAACGAGAUCUUCUCCGGGAUCUCGACGUUUGGGAAAGAACCCAGGGCGGAUUGGCAACCUCGCAAGCUUUGUCGAGAGCCAAUUCUGCAAUAAUGAAGAAAGACUUUGAUGUUACUGCUUGGUCUGAGUCCCAUGAUGAUGACUAUAGAAAACUCAUUGCAGAGGCACGCAGCAUGAGAGCUAAACGGGCAGCAGUACCUGAUACAACUGAGGAUGGCCAGUCAAAUGAACAUGCCAAUGAAACGCCAUUGUCAGCACCAGCACCAGCGCCAGCGCCAACACCAUCAACAGAGACUAACACGACUACCAAUAACCCAGUUCCGGAAAUGCCGAGCGAAUUAAAGGAGAUAGAUGCUGAACAAGGGCAUGCUGAGAUAGAGCCUGAUAGCACGGACAAAUCAAUGCAGGUUGCUGUAGCGGCGCCAUAG